CGCGAAAAAGCUGCAACUUUUCUACCCCUCCAUCCACUGAUAAUCAAACCCCACCAGCCGCCUCCAUCCCAUCAUGGCUUCGGAUUCCCCGAUUUUGCCCAAGAAGGGCCAGCGCAAUAUCCUGGUCACCAGUGCCUUGCCCUACGUCAACAAUGUACCGCACUUGGGCAACAUCGUAGGCUCCGUCCUCAGUGCGGAUGUCUUCUCCAGGUUCCACAAGGCCUCCGGGCAUCAAACGCUUUACAUCUGUGGUACCGAUGAAUACGGAACAGCGACGGAGACCAAAGCUUUGGAGGAGAAGGUGACGCCGGAGGAGCUGUGCGCCAAGUACAACAAGAUCCACCAAGAGGUGUAUGAAUGGUUCGGCAUCGGCUUCGACCACUUCGGACGUACCCCGACGAAGCAGCACACCGAGAUUUCCCAGGCCAUCUUCAAGAGACUGUAUGAGAACGGCUAUCUCACCGAGAAGACUGCGGAGCAGCCCUUCUGUGAGACCCAUGGGUCUUUCCUGGCGGAUCGCUAUGUGGAAGGAGAGUGCCCCCGAUGCCACUACGACGAUGCCCGUGGAGACCAAUGCGAUAAGUGCGGACAUCUUCUCGAUCCGUUCGACCUCAUCAACCCGCGGUGUAAGCUCGAUGGCGCCACCCCCGUACGCCGCUCGACGAAACACAUCCACCUCCUACUUGACAAGCUCCAGCCUCAGAUCGAACAGUGGUCUCGCGCGGCCAUCGAGAAGGGUGACUGGCCUAAGAACUCGCGCGUCAUUACCGAGUCCUGGUUGAAGGAAGGCCUGAAGGAUCGGGGUAUCACGAGAGACCUCAAAUGGGGUGUCCCCGUGCCUCUUGAAGGGUUCGAAAACAAAGUGCUCUAUGUCUGGUUCGAGGCCUGCAUCGGCUACCCAUCUAUCACUGCCAAUUACACCCCAGACUGGGAGCUCUGGUGGCGGAACCCGGAGGAUGUCCAGCUGUAUCAAUUCCUGGGCAAGGACAACGUUCCGUUCCACAGUGUCAUUUUCCCUGGCUGCCAGAUGGGAACCGAGGAAAAGUGGACCAUGCUCCAUCACCUGAGCACGACGGAGUAUCUGAACUACGAAGGUGGCAAGUUUAGCAAGUCUCGGGGUAUUGGUGUCUUUGGCAACAACGCCAAGCAGACGGGUGUGCCCCCGGAUGUCUGGCGCUAUUACCUCUUGAAGAACCGUCCGGAAACUGGCGAUACCCAAUUUGAAUGGCGCUCGUUCGUCGAGAGCAACAACAGCGAGCUGCUAGCCAAACUGGGCAACCUGGUCAACCGUGUCAUCAAGCUUGUGGCAGCCUCGUAUGGCUCGACCGUUCCUGAAUUCACCGUUCCUGAAACCUUUCAGCCUACCUUGGACGAGGUUACGACAACUCUCCGCCAGUAUAUCGAGGAGAUGGAAGGCGCCCACCUCCGUGCGGGUGUUACGAGCGCGAUGAAGCUGGCCGAGGCCGGAAACGGCCUGAUCCAGGCCAAUCGCCUCGACAACUCUCUCAUCGCCAAUGAGCCUGAGCGUGCUGCCGCGGUCGUCGGCACUGUGCUAAACCUGAUCCACCUUUUGGCCAGCGUUUUUUCUCCCUACCUUCCCGCUACCUCCAAGGCGAUCAACGAGCAGCUUGACGCACCGUUCGGAGUCAUCCCCUCCCUGGAGGACAUCAAGGACGGCUGGAAGCCGGUUGCCAUCCAGCCCGGCCACAAGAUCGGAAAGGCCAAGUACCUGUUCUCUCGGAUUGACCCAAAGAAGGCCGAUGAGUGGCGUGAUAUGUUCGGUGGCUCGCAGGCGGACAGGCUGAAGAAGGAGGAGGAAGCCGCCAAGGUGGCAGCCAAGAAGGCCGCCAAAGAUGCCGCCAAGGCCAAGAAGAAGGAGAAGAGGGCCAAGGCUGCUGCUGAAGCUGGCGGGGACGUCGAGUCGUCCGCCAAAGGAGGUGCCCAGAACAUCGAUGUGACGACUGAGGGCAAGACUGAUGAGGCCGUUGAGAAGGUCACGGAUGGAGUAGCCCAGGUCACGAUCCCUACGUCGUGAGUGCUAGAUAUUGAUUCCUCCUAGUCAAUACUCAAAGAAGACCACGUCUAUAGAGUAGCUACUGGAUUCCUUCAUAUCCUCAUGAUUAGAGCGUUGUUAUCUUUCUUGUCGCGAAUUGCCAAAUUGCCCGUCUACUUUUCCCUCUUGAUUUGUGUUGAUGUUGAUGCAUGUGAAGUGUUAAUAUGAGAUACGAUGUAGGUGCAAUGACGUACGGCUGAUGAUUGAUGGGUUUGGUCCUGGCUUCCGGUUUUUUUUUUUGUCCCUUCGUCUUUAUCCGAGUGCACGAUUCAACUGAAUUAGGGAAUUCAACAUGACUCUCAAACUACUACGUACG
Molecule: messenger RNA, 2369 nt
Organism: Aspergillus heteromorphus CBS 117.55
Lineage: Eukaryota; Fungi; Ascomycota; Eurotiomycetes; Eurotiales; Aspergillaceae
Product: methionine--tRNA ligase MES1
Exons: 2
Coding region: 74-2035 (653 amino acids)
Biological process (GO): methionyl-tRNA aminoacylation
Cellular component (GO): cytosol; aminoacyl-tRNA synthetase multienzyme complex
Molecular function (GO): methionine-tRNA ligase activity; ATP binding
Source: RefSeq, a predicted model, not a curated record